Messenger RNA from Dothidotthia symphoricarpi CBS 119687, 939 nucleotides. RefSeq lists its product as uncharacterized. Lineage: Eukaryota; Fungi; Ascomycota; Dothideomycetes; Pleosporales; Dothidotthiaceae. The transcript has 2 exons. Bases 1 to 939 code for a protein of 312 amino acids. The record is from RefSeq and is a predicted model, not a curated record.
AUGGCACAGUUUCCCCUACAUCAACACCUUGCCAAAGGGACUCUGACGAUGCCGGAAGAUACGUCUAUCAAAGCCACGAGGAGCUCGACCUCUGCUGCGUCUCCUGUAGCUGACCGGUAUGCCUUUUCCGUUGCGAACAACAAAGGCUGCAAACAAAUGCCUGGGUUCACCCAAGCCAAUCAAUCGCUGCCAGUACCGUCGCAGCCAGCUUACCUGCAGGACGAUCUCGCCAAUGAGUUCACGCUACUGUCAAGAACAUCUUACCCUAUUCUUAACGAGCAUUCCAUUGGCCUGAACGGUUUGAACGUCGCGGCCCUUCCUCGUCUCGAUGUAGAUGUGGGGGUCGGGUUGUUUGAUGGGCAGAUCAACAUACCGUUCCCACGCAACGACGACGUCCUCAAUGAAUGCGCAACCAACUGGUUGAUGCUUGAUGGCCCUUCUAUCGAUGAUUCGCAUGUGCUGGAUUCUUCGUCUGCCUUACCCAACGAUAUUCCAUAUUCCGACAUCUUUCUCGGUUUGAACGCUGAUCAGCAUGCAAGCACUCAACCCUUGAGAGAUGCCCAGACCCUCGAUGCUGCCUAUCCUAUGGAACCUGUCUACCUUCCGGAUUAUCAAAGUGGCAUUUUCAUCGACUCCAUGUUCAACCAAGCAGUCGUGGAUCAGAAGAUGCAUGCUGUCGCUCUGGGAGAUGAAUAUCUAGUCGGUCGUCUGCCGUUCAACUCGAGCUCUUCGAUGAAACCGAUGGCCUCUUUUGACCAGUACUCGACCCUCAAGCCGGAGUACAUCCAGAUGCCUGCUUUCCUUCUGACCCCACCGUUCUUCAAUGGAGAUCCUGCUCCUCAAAGUCGAGCUGCAUCACGUCCAAUCAUGCCAGCCACCAACGAGGCCGGACUCAAUUCAGCUUCCAGCUUGCACCCCAUCCAGGUUGCUACCGCCUAG